This is a messenger RNA of Agrilus planipennis (emerald ash borer), 2467 nucleotides long. It is a transcript of the gene Mettl3, whose product is annotated as N6-adenosine-methyltransferase MT-A70-like protein. The coding region runs from base 504 to 1937 and encodes 477 amino acids. NCBI's taxonomy places the organism in Eukaryota, Metazoa, Arthropoda, Insecta, Coleoptera, Buprestidae. Gene Ontology annotation, cellular component: RNA N6-methyladenosine methyltransferase complex; nucleus. The record is from RefSeq and is a predicted model, not a curated record. The transcript has 3 exons. Gene Ontology annotation, molecular function: mRNA (2'-O-methyladenosine-N6-)-methyltransferase activity; mRNA m(6)A methyltransferase activity.
UAUUUCUAAUGAAUUUAUUGCUUUUUAACAAAUUUUAAAAUACGCCAAUAAUUUGUUAAUAAUUUCUGCGAUAAAGAUACCGCACGGCAAUGUAAAAUCAUACACGGGUAUCGCACACCUGCCUCAUUUUCACCUGACUUCCGAUAUUGACUCAUAAGCGCCUGUGUGUGAAAGAGAGAUGGUAUCCCACUCCGCAGCAGCGGAGCUAUUCGCACACUUGCGCUCACAAAUUUAACAUAGCGUACGCGUUCCAGUAUCUGUAGUCUAGUUCAAUAAUAAUUAGUCAAAAAGCACAACGAUUGGCAUAAAUGAUCAAAGUUUAAAGUUUUGACUUUUUCAAAUUAAUGUUGGCUAUUCGUACCAUUAUUACUAUUACCCUUUGUGUAUCUAUUAUCUAUGAUUCGUAAAACUGACGAAAGCGUGACAUUUGUUAGUCAUAACCUUAAAGUUUCGUAUAUUUUGUUUAAAUACAUUAUUUUAAACCAUUUUUUUAAGGAAAAAUAAUGUCGGACGCUUGGGAAGAAAUUCAGGCAAUUAAAAGUAAAAGAAACAGUUUACGAGAAAGACUAGAAAAAAGAAAAAAGGAACGUCAAGACAUCCUGUGUUCAAGUUUAGGAUCUACUGUUUCAUCACCAGUAAACUCCUUCGAUAAUGUAAGCAGUAAUGUUCCUAGUCCUAGUACAGUUUUAAAGGAUGAUGUAAAAUUCAAAGCUAGAAGUGAAGAUGAAAGUGACUUAGUAAAAGUUGAUCCAGAAAUAGAGAAGGAGCUUUUGAAAAUCCUUGGUGAAGUUACUCUACAAAUUCCAAUUUCAUCGAAAGAUUUAGUGUCGUGUUUAAAACCUAUUUUAAGUAAUAGUGUGCAUCAUGGGUCAGUGUGCAAUUUGUUACAAAAGUUUGCAACACAAAAACUUAUUACUAUUAAGGAUACUAUUAAAGAAGGUAAUACAGUGGUGGAUGUGACAUUUAUAGAACACAGCAAAGUAACAGUUUUAAUAAAUGAAGUACCACUUGAAACAAAGGCAACUACUGAGAAGGAUGAACCCUUAAAAAGAAAAAGGGAAGAAGAAAACAUUAAUGAAAUUGAAGAAGAUGAAGAAAAAAAGAAAAAAGAAAAGAAAGACUCUAAAACUACAGAUAUAUUUUCAUUAUUAGCUAUGCCUUCAACUAAAGAAAAAGAAAGUAAAAAAGUUGGUGAAGAAAUAUUGGAUUUACUUAGUAAACCCACUGCUAAAGAACGAUCGUUAGCAGAACGAUUUAGAUCUCAGGGUGGGGCACAAGUUAUGGAAUUUUGUCCACAUGGUACAAAGGCAGAAUGCCAAAGGAACAAUGGUAUUAAACAGUGUAAAUUUGCAGUAAUAAUGGCAGAUCCACCCUGGGACAUUCACAUGGAGUUGCCAUACGGCACAAUGUCUGAUGAUGAAAUGCGACAACUAGGUAUACCUCAGUUGCAAGACGAAGGUCUAAUUUUUCUUUGGGUAACCGGACGCGCCAUGGAGCUUGGUCGUGAGUGUCUUAAAUUAUGGGGAUAUGAACGAGUUGAUGAGAUAAUUUGGGUGAAAACUAACCAGUUGCAACGUAUAAUACGCACAGGUCGAACCGGUCACUGGCUCAAUCAUGGAAAAGAACAUUGUCUCGUGGGUAUGAAAGGAAAUCCGCAAAAUUUAAAUCGCGGUCUCGAUUCUGACGUAAUUGUGGCAGAAGUGCGGGCGACGAGCCACAAACCCGACGAAAUUUACGGAAUGAUUGAAAGACUUUCACCAGGUACUAGAAAGAUUGAAUUAUUCGGGAGAACGCAUAACAUUCAACCAAAUUGGAUAACUUUGGGGAAUCAAGUGGAUGGAAUACGAUUGGUGGAUCCAGCCCUUAUCGAGAAUUUUAAAAAGAUGUAUCCAGAUGGAAACUGUAUGGUACCUCCACCCUCACCAGCAGUUAUGUAAUUGGUAAUAUAAAAAGACUUGGUGUUUCUUCAAAAUUUUCAUUAUAAAGCCAAUUCACUUUAUUUUGAUGAAUCAAAUCAUUCAGUAAUUUAUAAUUUUAUAGAAAGUUAUAUUAUUUUAUUAAUAACAGGCGCUCUGAUACACUGGAUUGUAAAAAUGUGCACUCAAUUCUGCUUUUAUAUGAUAAAAACUUUUCUGUAGAAUUAAUAUAUUGCAUUUAGAUAAGCAGAAAAAUGAGUUUGGGCUUAUUUCCAUUUAAAUUGACUUUUAUCCACUUCUGGCAAAAAAGGUUUCUAAUUUUAAAUAUCAUAUCAAAUAUAAAUUUUGGACAAAAACAUUUCAAUUGCAUUAAAGUUAUAAUUCGGGGAAUUUUCACCAAUAAAAGAAAGAAGAAAAUAGGAAUCAAUUAGAAAAUACUUGCGACCGACGAAUUGUUAUUGUGUGCUUUUGAAAAUAUAAGAAGUGUAAUACUAAGUAAAAAAUUAUCGAUAGAUUUAAAUUACUACAAAAGAAGAAUGAAAUUAAUUUUU